AUGGUAUGGGACACUCAAUUACGGCUCCUUGUGUUUCCAAUCUUCUUCCUCUGGCAGGAUUACUUCCACGUGCAACUGUCAGACGACAAGCAGGUGAGGCACUUCCUGGAGCUGAGCUAUGCUGGUGCCAUCCUUCGGGACAGCUGGGUCCUGACAGACGUUGGCAUCACCCCUAGCAGUGCCAUCUGCUGCCUGCUGAAGCGGGAGCCGGUGGUGCGUGUGUUCAGUGCUGUGACGGGGGAGACCCUCUCAGUCUUGGGCACUGUGUUUCUCCUGAGUACGUCUGUGGCCAGGCUCAUGACCCUGGUGUCCCAGCAGUGUGGGCUUCCCGUCAGCUCCUUCAGACUGAGCUCUCCCACCGGCCUGCAACUCUACGACUGCAACCGGCUGCACGACUACGCCAUUGACCUGGGGGCUACUCUACGGUUGGACACCUGGGAUGGGUGGGCGGAGUUCCUCAGAGGCUGCUUCCUGGGACACAGACUGACCGUCCAACGACACCUGUCUAGGGAGAGACCUGUGAUGAGGUUCCAGCUCCGGGUGGCACUCUACAUCGCUGCUUCUCUGGGCCACCUGGACCUGGCCGGCUGGCUGCUGGAGAGGGGGGUGCGUGUCAUUGAGCCGGUGGGGGUUCACCCUUACCGUGAGUGGUGCCACCAGACGGCCCACCCCGACGUCGCCAAGUGUCCCGCUGUCGCCUCCAUCAAGCGAGGCCAGCUCACCAUCCUCAAACUCUUUAUCGCCAGCAGCGUUCUGACCCUUGCCUGUCGGGAUCCCCAGGGUCGUGACCCCCUGAGGAUCGCCCUUCAGUACGGCCACAGGGAGUGUGUGAGUCACCUGGCCACCAAGCUGUGCUCUGUGGUGGUCCUCCCAGGUAUGGCCCUGCCCAUGCGGACAUACCUCCAGAUAAAGGGCUGGGUGAGGCUGGGGCAGAGGAGGGCAGCAUCCAGGCACUACAUGGGCCUCAACAGGGCUCCGUUCAGGACCAGGGUGGGCGACACGGUCCUGGUGGACGGCUUCACCCUCCCCAAGAUGUCCUCCAAGCCCAGGAGGAGUGAGGCCAAGGCGGGUAUCAGGGUGAUGUCCACAGCCUCUCGACGUUUGACCCCCAUCAACUGCCCAUCUCAUGUAUCCUGCCCGUUCCGCACCCUGGCAUCCCAGGAUAAACCUCUUCAACUACCGAAGCUACACCCUGUGGCCACGAGGGAUGAAAGAGAGAAGAAGAGGGGAUGUGGAGGGAAGGGAUGUGAGGAGGAUGAGAGUGGGGAUCAGAACAGCAACCAAUGGAGGAGCAGAGUCCCGCUCCCGCCCAUUUCCAGAGACACCAAUCUCAGACCUGUGUUUGCCUCGCCAAACUCCGCCCAGAUACUCACCACCUCACUGGAGGCCUUUUCUCUCCACUGCGACCGCACACCCAGAGAAAACGCCAUAUACUGUUUGGCCUUGGCCAGUGCCUUCACACAGAGACCAUGGUUGCAGCAGCUGAAUGUAGCGCGGACUCUGUCCAGGAGGAGUGCUCAGCACAUUGGGUAGACACCAGGAUCCUGGUCAUUAGGCAGAUUAAACAUACUGAAACAAGGAGGGACAACCUGGAAUUGUCCAAAAAGGAACUCUUAUUUGAGUUUUUAUUUUUAUUUUUUACAGUGAACAAGAUGAGACUUUGGAACGGAUGAUGCCUGAAACAAUGCGGACGACUUAGAAUUUUGUUCCUUUGGAUGAGGCUUAUAGAUAUAGUCAGUACUGUGUUUGAUUUGUGUGCAGAAAGUUUACAACGGCAGGCAGUGGAUUCUCAGUCAUUCCUCUCAAGUAACAAAAAACGUAUCAUAUUUCACUGGCUAUUUGUAGUAGCCAAAUGUGAAUGGAAUUAUUAUUAUUCUAGAAUCAUUCAGUUGACUGAAUGUGACUGUGGUUGUGCUGUAUGUGACUAUGUGGUUGUACUGAAUGUGACUAUGUGAUUGUACUGAAUGUGGUUGUACUGUACGUGAUUGUAAGUGUUUGACAUGGGUCUAAUUGAGGCCCCCCCCCCCCACACUUAACACUAGUUUUUAUCCAUAGAAAUCCUCACUUGCUGAUGAAGACCUAGAGUGGUUGAAAUCAAUGUAAAAUACAGUAUGAACACUGCUGCCUUAAAACUCUUUUAUUAAGAUGUGGAUCAUUAUUGCUCAUUUAAAUGAGUCUGUGCAGUGUCAAAAUAAUACACCUGAUACAUAAGGGGGGAAAAAUGCUAAAAAUACCACAAGACAUGAAAUAAUGGCAUUAUGGGAAAAUAAUACAUACUGUAUUUCACAGAGUAUUUGACAAACUCUUUAUUUACGUUACAAAACUGACAACUACUGUGACGAUGUGUUAGCACAGCAUGUGUCAUCAUUCCCCUGCAGUGUGUGGAUUUACACAGCAACAUAGCAGACAGCUUAAAUAGUUUAUUUUUUAUUUAACCUUUAUUUCACUAGACAAGUCGGUUAAGAACAAAUUCUUAUUUACAAUGAUGGCCAAACCCGGACGACGCUGGGCCAAUUAUGCGGCACAAUAUGGGACUCCCAAUCACUUGGGAGUGGGAAGGAUACCAAAUCCAAUAUCACACACUUCUUCCUUAGUAUUCUGAGAACUGUCAGAUAGCUGUGAGAGCUAUGAGUGGAUCGUGGACCCAUGCAUAAAUGAUAACUUUGCUGUAACUCAGUGGGGCAAGUAGAACGUCCGGGUUAGUGUAUGUGCAUUAUCUGGACAGUUGAUCGUCUUUGUCUCAAAGCCUUUCCAUUUCUGGGGUAUUGAAGAAGCUUCUGAUCUCAACCUUCUUGACAGGUAAGAAACACUUGGUUAGUGUAUGUGUCUUAUCCAAUGGGUUGUCAGGUGAACGUUGAAGAUGCUUCUUGGAGGUGAUCUAAUGAUGUCAUUGAAUCGCUGUCAUUGAGUUGCUCACUGGACAAGACAAUUAUUCACUGAAAAUUAAAUCUGUCUUUCAUUUCA
Molecule: messenger RNA, 2964 nt
Organism: Oncorhynchus mykiss (rainbow trout)
Lineage: Eukaryota; Metazoa; Chordata; Actinopteri; Salmoniformes; Salmonidae
Source: RefSeq, a predicted model, not a curated record